AUGGCGUCUUCGCAGGAGCAGUGCCUAGUGAUCUGUGGGGAUUGGAGGUGCCUUAGUGAUGGUCGUUGGGAGUUUUCAAUCGACAAAAGACGGAUGUCGCGAGUUGUGGCAAUAAGAGAAGAUAUGAGUAUUGAGGAGCUGAGGAAGAGCGUUCUUGAUGAGUUUGCGACACCUGGAACCGCUUUGCUUAGCUACUGGCCGCCUAAUAGCACCGAGCUUGCUACAGGCAUUACCACACCGCCCGUUUUGUUGACAAAUUCUGGAGAAGAUAGCUCUGUUUCAAUUGGUUACGCGACCCCAAGAAGCUACCGUAACGUCGUCAACGAGGAAGUCUCCGGCUCUGGUACUGGUUCCCUUAGGAAGACUUCUAGUUUCCGAAGUUUCUCUUCGCUUGGUAGUGGUUUCGAAACACCAGAAGUCUCCGGGAAAGGUGGGGGUCCCAAUUUUACAACUCCUGCGUCUUUUGGGAGAUCGUCGUUUGUGGAGGAAGAGGUUCGUUGUCGUUCAUUCCCAAAGAUACCUACUGAAUUUGUUGACGAAGACUUUCUAAACGAGGUUGAGUUCAUGGAAGAGCGUAUGUCGGAGGAGAGGCACUCUGUUUCUAAUGAUGAUGAUCCUGAAGAUUGCUGUGGUGUUUUGCCUGACGAUGUUUCGGAAUAUGUAAGGUCCGUUGGUUACGAUACGGAUUUCUGGGUCCCGUUGGUGCAAAAUGUAUAUGGCGGCUCUCACGCAGUUGAUAUUAUGUGCCCUACAAGUGAAGGAUUCAACGGCAAGGCAGCUGCAAUGGGGCAACAGAAGGAGUACCUCUGCACCAAUAACGAUGCAUUUGAUCACACAGUAGUUGCUGGUGAGGUUGAUCCAAACGAUUAUAAAUCUGAAGAGCAUGCGAAUAUCGGUAGUUUCCCUGCGUCUGGUGGAACUGAUGAUGAGACCUCGCUCACAGAGGAAAGACCUCGCGCACGGAGUAGUGUGCCAUUGGAAGAGGUUGAUGAUGAGGAAUUUGACAUACUUCCUCUGUUUGACGAUCUAAAGUACGAGAAUGAUGACAUUCCGGACUUGGACAUCGAUGAGGGUAGCAUAUUUGAGGGGAGGUUGUUUACUAGCAAAGAAGAAUGUCAGAUUGGUUUGGCCAUUUAUGCGAUAAAGUCUAUGUUCCAUUUCAAACAAACAACUACCAAACGCCACUAUUUCAUCCUUACUUGUGCCGAUGUUCGCUGCGAUUGGAGGGUCAGGGCUCGUGAGGUCGGUGGUUCUGGUAUGUACGAGAUAGAACACGCUACGCUAGAGCACAGUUGCUCUAUUGAUACACGUAACGACUACAAGAAGAGAGCUUCUUCUAGAGUUAUAGCUGCUGUAUUCAAAGCGAAGUAUGGUGAUCCUGAAAAAGGACCUAGAGCUGUUGAGCUUCAGCGAAUGGUCUUGGAAGAUCUGCGUGUCUCUGCUUCGUACAUGAAGUGCUUCAGAGCCAGAGAGAAAGCAACUAUACAGGUGAGAGGCACAGAGGAUGAGUAG
Molecule: messenger RNA, 1512 nt
Organism: Microthlaspi erraticum
Lineage: Eukaryota; Viridiplantae; Streptophyta; Magnoliopsida; Brassicales; Brassicaceae
Source: the annotation of a GenBank genome assembly